CCUCGGUCGCGUUUCUCUGUCGCACAAUCGACGUUUUUGGGGGAAUCUGUCGCCGCCUCUCUCCCAGGGUGCUGCAUUGCUCCCUCCUACUUAUGCAAUAGGAGCUGCGGCGGCAACAGCCUUUUAAUCAGCCUUGUUUCCGCACUCUUUUCCCUUGACCCGUGUUAGUUUCCCGGUCCAGGUUCAAUAAAGUUGCCAGAACAUCUGUUGCUAAUGGUGGUAAAUUUGUGGAGCUUUUCAAUGGGGACAUUUAUUGAAUAUGCAUAAAAGGACAGACCCUUGCAUUUGUGAGUUUGCCUAUUCACAUGGGACAUUCUACAUUUGUGCAAAGUUUUGCAUCACAGAUUGGUGUCAAGAAUUGGCAAUAACCAGUUAAGGGUUUUGAAGGAAAUUCUUGUCUACUUGAGCACUAAAAUUGUUGGAAGGAAAGGGCACGAGGGAGAGAAAAUGAACAAUCAAGUCCAUUCCUCGAAGGAUGUAACUCCUUAUGCAAAUUCAUCAUUUUUGAAUACAUGGAAGGGUUUGACUUUUAGUAAUGAGUAUAAGAAAAAGAAGUCUAAGAGGCAUAAGGCCUAUGGUGAUGAUGUUGAGCUAAGUGCUACUGAAACCGAGGCUAUUAGCUUGGAGGGCAACAUAGAUCAAAGUAAUCGUGAGAUAGGGAAGAACAGGAAGAAGAAGAAGAAAAGGAAGUCAUUGCAAAUUAAUGUUGAAUCUGAUGUAGUAUCUCAUAAAGUUAGGAAGCGAGAUAAGGUGGGUGAUACUAUUGAAGAAGUUAGUAAAAGUAAAGAGGAUUUGGAGGAGUUCUGCAUUGGAGUAGGGGAAAUGAUGAGCUUGAAAAAGGAUGACAAUAUGGAUUUGGAGAGCAAUUUUGAGUCAGGAGUACUGGACUAUAAAAAAAAGGAUAAGGAGAAGAAGAGCAAGGAUAAAAAUGGAAAUGGAAGGGAUCACCUGGAUGAAAAUAUCCUGGACCAUGUUGAGUCUCUAUGGAAGGAAAGGAAGCAAAAGAAGUAUCAGCUUAAGGGUGAUUUGGGGACUAAAUUACCAAAAGUCAUGGCUGGGAUGCAUGGUAAUGAAAGUAAUGCAAUAGAGGAAGAUGGAGGUAAUAUAGAUUCAAGUGAAGAUGUAAACCUAGGUGCUCAUGCUCGUAAUGAUCAAAGAAAAGAUGAAAAGGAGAGAAAGAAACGGAAAAGAGAGAGGCAUGCUAGUGAUGCUGGGGUAAUAAUUAAUGAAAUUGAUAAAAAAAAUGUUGAUAAUAAUAAUGAGUUGGAUGGAAAUAUCUUGGAAAAUGUUGAGCAUUCAAGGAAGAAGAGGAAGAAAAAGCAUAAUGUUGAUUUGGCAGUUGCAUUGAAGGAACAUAUGGAUGUGAAAUUAUGUAAUGAAAGCAAUCUGAUGGGAGAACAUGAAGGUAAUGAAUGUUCUAUUAAAAUUAAGGUAGGAAGGGGAAAAAUAGAAGACUGUACUGUUAAGAAAGUCAAGAAGAAGAAGAGCAAGUCAAUUGAAAACAACUCUGAAGGAAAAGGUAGUGAAAGAGCACAAAGAGUGGGCAAAGGUGUCAAGCAUACCAAUCCAUUUGAAAACUUUAUACCACAAGGGACAUGUAAGAGGGUAAGAUUUUCUGAAGAGGUGGAGGUUUUUCCUUUAUUUAAUGGUCCAAGCACUGAUAAUGUUCAAGAAGAAGAAUUGGUGCGAGGGAAGCGAUUCUCGCUUGAGGAAGAUGAGAUGGUUAAAGAGGCUGUUUUGAACUACAUUGAUGCUCAUGGAUUAGGAGAAGAAGGCCUAACAAUGGUUCUGAAUUGUAAGAAGUAUCCUGAACUUAGAAACUGUUGGAAGGAAAUAGGGGCAGCCCUACCUUGGAGGCCUUCGGUGAGUGUCUAUUAUCGAGCCCAUGUCUUGUUUGAAAGGGAUGAAAAACAUUCUUGGACCUUAGAGGAGUAUGAAUUCGUGCAUAAGUUUCAUGAGAAACAUGGUUCUAAUUGGAAAACUUUGGCUGAAGCACUUGGCAAACAUAGAGUUCAUGUGAAGGAUACAUGGCGUAGAAUAAAAGUUGCCAAUAGGAGAAGGGGGAAAUGGUCCCAAGAGGAGUACCAGACGUUAUUUGAUUUAGUAAACAUGGAUUUGCGCAUGAAAGCUUGUGAGGAAAGUAAAUCAUCCAAACAUGGAAUGUUGCGAGAUAAUAUCAGUUGGACUGCGAUCAGUGAGAAGCUGGGGACCAGAGCUACUCCUAUGUGCUGCAUGAAAUGGUAUGACCAGCUAACUCCACCAAUGGUAGCUGAAGGUAAAUGGCUUGAUGUAGAUGACUACCGCCUUGUGAUUGCACUCUAUGUCUUGGAUGCUUGCUGCAUGGAAGAUGUGGACUGGGACAAUCUUCUAGAGCAUAGAUCCGGUGAUCUGUGUAGAAAGAGAUGGAAUCAAAUGGUUAAACACAUUGGUGAAUAUGGGAAUAAGUCAUUUGCUGACCAGGUUGAAAUUCUUAUAGAACGUUAUUGCCCAGACGUGCUUGAAGCAAGGGAGGCUUAUAAUAGCAAACCUAUAGUUCCUUGAGUGAAUGGUCCCGCAUGUUCUUUUUUCCUUUUCUUUUUAGUCUCUUUUGUGAUGUUAUGAAGCCUAAAGAUGUUGCAACCUGCAUGUUUACAUGGGACUGGAACUGUGGGUUAUUGUGUAAAGUUUUUUAUGGCUUUUGUUUACUCUGGGACUGAUAAUAGGCCCAGUACAAGAGUUUCUCGUAGCAAAUGAAAAUUAUGGAACCUGUUCAGAAAAACUUUUAGGAUUCAUUUCCUCAUUUUUUGUUAUUUUUUUUCUAUAAAGAUUAUCAAGUGAAAAAAGAAGAUAAUAGCAAGCACCUUAUAUUAUUGGGAGAAACAGUUUGUGUAAUUUUAUUUUAUACUUUACUGCUU
Manihot esculenta (cassava) is the source of this 2894-nucleotide messenger RNA. RefSeq lists its product as uncharacterized. The transcript has 4 exons. The record is from RefSeq and is a predicted model, not a curated record. NCBI's taxonomy places the organism in Eukaryota, Viridiplantae, Streptophyta, Magnoliopsida, Malpighiales, Euphorbiaceae. The coding region runs from base 448 to 2541 and encodes 697 amino acids.